AUGUCGAGAGAGAAAUCCAGCGACGUGCGAAAGGUGACGCUCGUCUCCCAGGAGGGCGAUGAGUUCGACGUGGAUAUCGAAGUCGCCUCCAUGAGCGCGCUCAUCAAGACCAUGGUUGAGGAAGAUAGCGAUUGCCAAGAGAGCAUUCCCCUGCCCAACGUCGAGACAUGCAUUUUGAAGAAAAUCAUUGAGUACUGCGAGCACCACUACAACAACCUUCCGGAGGAAAUUCCCAAGCCGCUCAAGUCCUCGAAUCUCGCCGAAGUCGUUAGCGAGUGGGACUACCAGUUCAUUAACGAAAACAGCGAUCAGAAGAUUUUGUUUGCGCUCAUUCUCGCAGCGAACUACCUCAACAUCAAGCCGCUCCUGGACUUGAGUGUGGCGAAAGUCGCAACCAUGAUCAAAUCGAAGACGCCAGAAGAAAUCCGUAGAAUCUUCAACAUCGUCAACGAUUUCACUCCCGAGGAAGAGGCACAGGUGCGCGAAGAGAACAAGUGGUGCGAGGACGCGUAA
This is a messenger RNA of Besnoitia besnoiti, 513 nucleotides long. Its product is annotated as putative suppressor of kinetochore protein 1. Gene Ontology annotation, cellular component: nucleus; cytoplasm. Gene Ontology annotation, molecular function: cullin family protein binding. Bases 1 to 513 code for a protein of 170 amino acids. The transcript has 4 exons. Lineage: Eukaryota; Apicomplexa; Conoidasida; Eucoccidiorida; Sarcocystidae. The record is from RefSeq and is a predicted model, not a curated record. Gene Ontology annotation, biological process: SCF-dependent proteasomal ubiquitin-dependent protein catabolic process.